AUGCGUAAGAUCGCCAUUGAAACGGGCAGGAAUCCGUUGAAACCUACUGUUGCUUUUCAGUACAUGAUAAAUUCAAAAGGAUCUUCUCCUGCUGAGAUGCUAGGUAGUGGUUACAAAACAGUACUAAAACCUGCACUUGUGGCUCGUGCUGAGGAGAAAAAAAGGAUCUGUCUAUCAAAUCUUGAAAACUUUAAUGAUCUACAAAAGCAGUUGCAAGGAAAUGUUAAUGUUCUAGCGGAGGGAAGGGAUAAUAUUUCCAGUCUCCAGGCAAAAAAUGACGAGGUGGUUGCUCAUUUGAAUUUACUGGAUCGUGAAAUUAUAAAUGAUGAAUCAAGAUUCACAUCUGAAGCUGGACAAAUGAAAGAUGAGUUGGAGAAAAAGAAGAAUAGUUUGAUUUCUCUUGAAAAGCAGGCAGAUGGUUUUUUAAAGAUAUCGGAGAAGAGGCUCCAAGAUGCAACACUGAAAGCUGACGAAGAUACUGAGGCGGCUGCUAAGGCACUGCUGGCGCUUCUUGAUGGCAUGACUGAACAUAAAGAGUUCAUGGAAACAGCGAUUGCUCAGAGGAGGACGGACCUCUAUGAAGCUGCACAGUAUAUAGCCCACCUGUUCGGCUGACGUCAUCACCCAAGUACCCAACCCUCCUGAUUCCUGAAUUCUGCAGUAAUCUUUUGACGUGAUCGCCCAAGUGCCCACAAGCCUUUCUGAUUGGAUUCUGAUGCAGUUUGUGCCGAGUUUUCUGUACUACUUGCGACUACUAGCUACAGCUAGUUCCGUUGAAGUGAUCCAGUGAUUGUUCAAGGUGAACAACGAGAGCUGUUUCACUGUUUGUGUAUGUAGGAGUAACUAGUUACCUGCUGCUUUCCUCCAGCUCAAGACGGCCUCUGAACUUGAGACUUGAUCUUGAGUGGUGUCAGCCUCCAUGACAAUGUCCCGAUGAUUAUCAUGUUCAUGGGCUUGAGGUUUCUAUCCGCAUGGCUCAA
Molecule: messenger RNA, 980 nt
Organism: Sorghum bicolor (sorghum)
Lineage: Eukaryota; Viridiplantae; Streptophyta; Magnoliopsida; Poales; Poaceae
Exons: 4
Coding region: 1-615 (204 amino acids)
Source: RefSeq, a predicted model, not a curated record